Molecule: messenger RNA, 1214 nt
Organism: Suillus discolor
Lineage: Eukaryota; Fungi; Basidiomycota; Agaricomycetes; Boletales; Suillaceae
Product: WD40-repeat-containing domain protein
Exons: 7
Coding region: 66-1040 (324 amino acids)
Cellular component (GO): Cdc73/Paf1 complex
Molecular function (GO): protein binding
Source: RefSeq, a predicted model, not a curated record
CAUCUUCCUGUGAUCGAGGUUGGCCUUACACUGUUCCUAAUCAUCCACCACAAAAGCGGUCAGAUAUGAGUCUCGCAUUCGUUAACGCGCUUGAGUGCAAAGAACCGCACAGUGACGAGAUCUGGGCUGUAGCAUGGACAGCCAAUAAUACGGCCGUGUCCGCAUCCGCAGACGGCACGGUGAAGCAGUGGGAUUCCACCUCUGGACAAGUGUCGAUGUCGCGUCCGCCACACAAUCUUGCCAUAGUUUCUCUAUCUGUCUCACCUGACGGAAAGUUCGCGUUGUACAAUGGUCUCGAUGGUACAACAUGGCUUUGGGAUCUCCAGGCUGAUACCGUGGUCGGGCGUCAUGAAAGCUACGACCGUUCUACAGUGCAAGGCGCUGAGCCCUCCUGGUCAGUGUCACUCAAUCCGAAUGGAACGACAUAUGCGGGCACCAGCAGCUCUGGAAAUGUGAAUAUCUACUCUGCGAACCCUGACUCUUUUGGAACACGACAAGCAGUCUUGACGAGUGGUAGGAGUAGACACGGUAUGGAUUGUGUGCAUAGUCCAGAUGGUACUCGAGUGGCAUUAUCAAACGAAGCUGGCCAAGUCUUCAUAUUUGACUUGGAAUCACAAGCUUUAACAUCAACCUAUUCUUCGCAUGCCAUGUGUGUGCGAUCGUUGGCAUGGUCAUCCGACGGUCAGUUGUUACUGACAGCCUCCGAUGACAAACGCCUUAUUCUUCACGAUGUACGGUCGACUCCAUCCGGGAAACCGGGUUCUGGAGCAGUAGCCACACUCACGGGCCACUCCUCUUGGGUGCUCAGCACCAGCAUAUCGCCGGAUGGACGUCUAGCUGCAUCAGGGUCCGCUGAUAAAACGAUCAAGGUCUGGGACUUAUCGGCACGCGCGGCAGUCUCAACGCUCCAAGAAAGUGGCGAAGUAUGGAGCGUUGCCUGGUCCCCAAAACCACCCGCUCCUGGCACCGCGGGUGCAUUCAUUACCGGUGGGCAGGAUGGACAUGUGCGAUGGUGGAGAUCCGCUGGUACCGGUGUAUAGUGUGGGUAGGAUAGCGUGUCAUUUUUGGUCCCCUUGUACUGCUGAAGUUCAUCAUUCUUCUCAAUCGUUGUAGAUCCCAGACUUGACGAAUGAAUAAAUAAAAAGCUUGCCCUUGUAUGGACCAUCAUCCAUAAAUUAAUAUUUGGAUCACAGACUGCGAUAAUUAUAUUCCGG